AUGGGUCGGUUCUUCAUCAGAAAUGGUAGUAUGUUUCAUUUUCGUAGAAAACUCGAAAAAGGCAGGUUUAAGAAGAUUAGCAUGGAUUUGCCUAUAGCAGCCAUUUGUACUUUUCUGGGACUGUUUCUCUACUUUUGGCUGCUCAUAUUCCUCGAUGGACUCCUUGCUCGAUUGCUUGGUACAUCGAAAGGUCACAUUCAUUAUUCGAGAGAAGAUCGUUACAAUCCUGAUACAAUUGACGAGUCCACUGUGGCCAAACCACGAGCACCUACCGCCAUUUCCUUGACGGAUUUCACUCAAGAAAGUGUACGAGAUGUUAAGUAA
Molecule: messenger RNA, 324 nt
Organism: Cylicocyclus nassatus
Lineage: Eukaryota; Metazoa; Nematoda; Chromadorea; Rhabditida; Strongylidae
Source: the annotation of a GenBank genome assembly